CGGGGGACCGCGGGUGGGGUCGGCCUGGGCGCAUGCGCGCGCGUGCGGGUCGCGGUGCGUCUUCCCGAGUCGCCCGUGCUUGGUCGCGGUUCCGUGAACCGCGGGCGGCCCGGGCUCCCUCCUUGGCCAUGGCCCCCGCGCCCAGGUCCCUGUUGUCCCCGCCGACUUUGCUGCUGCUGCUGCUGCUGAGCCUAGCGCUGCUGGGCACCCGCGCCGAAUCCGCCGCCGGGAGCGCUGUACCCGCGCAGAGCCGUCCGUGCGUGGAUUGCCACGCAUUUGAAUUCAUGCAGCGAGCUCUUCAGGACCUACGGAAAACCGCCUACAGCCUGGACGCGCGGACGGAGACCCUCCUGUUGCAGGCCGAGCGCCGGGCUCUGUGUGCCUGCUGGCCAGCUGGACGCUGAAGAUCCUUGGCCAGUGAUGUUCCCUGUCAAUAAAUGCCUGCUAGCA
This is a messenger RNA of Psammomys obesus (fat sand rat), 450 nucleotides long. It is a transcript of the gene Nicol1, whose product is annotated as chromosome unknown C4orf48 homolog. The record is from RefSeq and is a predicted model, not a curated record. Lineage: Eukaryota; Metazoa; Chordata; Mammalia; Rodentia; Muridae.